AUGGGCCACCAGCUCCACGACUGCGAAGGGGUGCUAGACUACCCGCGGUUUUCGGUGGGCUUCGUGGUUGGCACCACUCGGUACCUCGUGCUGAGCGGCACGCUGUGCUCGAGGCGCUUAGAGUGGGACCAGAGUUUUGAGUGCUCUGGCCCAGACGAGAUCCAGGAUCUCCUUGGGAACAUGUGGGCCGAUUUCUUUGCUCGGAUCGGUGCUGAUAGUCACGCACACGCCGAUGUCUACCGCGAUGCGCAGAAGACGCAUCUGGCCGAUAUCAAGCGCGACUUCGACUUCAUGAGUCGUUUCGCCCAGGUAGCAACAUUGGUGGCGCCGCAGCCGUUUGGGCUCCGGGUGUGCGGUCUGGUCGCGGCCGGCUCAUUCAUCCCCCCAGGCCGAGUGACUUGGGCCGACGGGCCGCUAGGUGCCGUUGAGUUCUUGGUGCCCGAUACGACGGUGAAUGUCAUGACCUCUACCGUCGGGGACAUCCUCAUGUCUCUCCAGGACAACGGCUUUCAGUGCCUCUUGGCCGGCGCACGUGCCAACGUUGGAGUCAGGUCGGGGCGGUACAUGUUCGAGAUCAAGAUCGUGGAGUCUCCAUCUUCAAAGCAUAUCAAGAGUUAUAUGAAGAUUGGUUUUUCUAUUGCUGGUUCGUCGUUGCUGCUGGAUUCGGAUACCAGUGUUUCUUUUGAUUCCACUGGUCUGUUCAGCGGCAGUGCAACGCGUGCCAAGGUCAGCGAGAGAUUGUUUGCAGGCGACGUGGUGGCGUGCCUCAUUAACCUCGAAAAGGGUAGCCCAAACUGCAAUACAAUCAGCCUCUUCAAGAACGGGGUGCGUGUUGCGCAGCCACAGGCUCUCCCUGAGAGCUUGCAGGGUAAGCCCAUGUUCCCCACUGUCGCCUUCAAGUGCAUGACGCUGCACACGAACUUCGGUCCAGAGCCUAUAUGCUCGCUCCCCUUCAAGUGCCACAUGGUUGGGUCGGCCUUGAAGACCGACGCUGAGGUCACGACGUACGAGGCCACAGAUGAGGGCGAGGUGCUUUUCCCGGUGAGCCUACCAGACCAGGGCAGCUUCGAUUGGCUGGACAUGUACCUCGAGAAGAACCCAGGGUACACCGAGAUCAGCGACCGGGCCAUCCGGGACUGGGCCGAGAAGAGUUGGGGGCCGCAUCCGCCCAGCGACAGGCCGGCAAGGACCUCCAACGACAGGCCCGAGAUGGGCUUCGGAGUCUGGGCGAUCGACGACGGCACUGUCAAGGGCGCACUGAGGAGCCUCUGCGCGCUCCAGAAGCGAAAGUAUGUCGUGAUGGAGGUAAAGGGUAACCUGUUCAAGGAGGACAGGGCGGAGGCACUCAAGCCCUUCAAGGCAUCGAACUUCAAGACGUCGGCGGCGGUCUUGGUGGGAACCCCGACGCCAGAGUUCAAGAAGAGGUCGCAGAUGCUAUUCCUCAAGCAAAAGCAGGACGCCGCGAACAAGGAGCACCAGGAGAAGUUCGAGGCCACGAAGAAGAAGUGGCUGUUCGAUAAGAGACAAAAGGAGUUGGAGAAGGCCCGCCAGAAGGCGGCGAAGGACAAGGAGAAGGCGGCCAAGGCCAGGGCCAAGGCCAUCGAGGAGGCGAAGAAGAAGGCCGAGGCGGCCAAGGAGGGAAAGGAGGUCGUGGAGGAAGAGAAGAAAGAGGAGGAACCUGAAGAAGAGGAGCCUGAGGAGGCUGAGCCUGAGGAGCCGGAGCCAGUGGAGGACGACCCUCCUAAGAUGACCCUCACUGCCGAGGAGAAGCAACUUUCCUUCAAGCCCGCAGUUAUCCCAGACCUUACUGAGUACGUGAUGAACACGACGUUCACAAAGUUCUCGCUUCCAGAGAAAGAGGAGGGUUUCGACGAGAUCCGGUAUGAGUUCUUGAAGGAUGGCGCCAAGUGCAAGAAGUUCGUUCAGGAUUGGAUCUCAAGUCGCAAGCUGACCACUCGGGUGGAGGAGAUUAAACCCUCCGCUUGGUUCCACACGAACAAGAAAAGUUGGGAGAAGGCUGUCCAUGAGUGGCAGGCCGCCCUCGCCAAGUACUCGUCAAACCUCGCGAAAAAGCGCUCCGACAAGGCGGCGAAGGAGGCCAGGAAGAAACAGGCUGCGGCAAAGGCUGCCGCGGCGAAGGCCAAGGCCGAAGAGGACAAGAAGAAUGGCGAGGUCAAAGAGGAUGACAAGAAGCAGGAGGUGGUGGAGGAGAUCGAGGAAGAGGAGGACGACGACGACGAGCCGGAGCCACAGGUAGAUUUCGAAGGCAUCGACGUAUUCGGAGUGGAAGAUGUCACGGACAUUGGCGGCGGCAUGCCGUUGUACAAGGAGUUCACCCAGGACGAUUGGACGUUGAUGUCAUUCGCUUUCGAGCUUCACUUAAUGGCCCACUCGUUCAAGAAGGACUGCGGUGACGAGGACCUCCCUGGCCUGCACGUGGACCACCUGGAUCAUUAUUACCAGAAGUAUUUCAAGAAGGGUUUCAGUCCGCAGUCGUUCGGCAAGGAGACGUCGAAGGACGCCGUCGAACUGGUCAAGGAUAUGGUCCUUGUCGACAGCAAGGGCACGCUCGUCAGCUGCCUGCAGGAGGAGAUGGAGACAUACCAGGCCUUCGUCAAGAUCACGGAGGAGGCCAGGAGAUACCGCAACUUGCGCAUCGACCUGGGCGAGGAAGACGCGGUGCUGAAACUCGCAGCGCAGCGCGGCGGCAACCAGCAAUACGGCCAGAAGAGGAAGCAAAGCUGGGGCCCGCCGCAGGGGCAGCCAGGCGCCAAGGGCGGCUGGGGGCAGCAAGGCUGGGGACAACAGGGCUGGGCGCCGGCUGGCAAAAAGGGCAAGAAGGGCAAGGGAUGGGGCAAGUGAGGCGGCGCGCGCGCGGCUCCGCGCAGCGCCCUUCCCUCGCUCCCCCAUCGUUCCCUAUCGCCCCCUCCUCGCCCCCCUCCCUCCUC
Molecule: messenger RNA, 2948 nt
Organism: Prorocentrum cordatum
Lineage: Eukaryota; Dinophyceae; Prorocentrales; Prorocentraceae
Source: the annotation of a GenBank genome assembly